Molecule: messenger RNA, 1050 nt
Organism: Dreissena polymorpha
Lineage: Eukaryota; Metazoa; Mollusca; Bivalvia; Myida; Dreissenidae
Product: gastric triacylglycerol lipase-like
Exons: 7
Coding region: 651-1004 (117 amino acids)
Source: RefSeq, a predicted model, not a curated record
ACUGAUCGCGAGCAAGGGGUACCCCGUAGAGGAGUAUGACAUGGUCACAAGUGACGGCUACAUCCUCACCGUGCAAAGGAUCCCCGGGGGUCGGGAUGAUAAGCCGUCAAAAGCCGUUCGUCCGGUAGUGCUUCUUUGGCACGGUUUGCUUUCGAUUUCAUCCUGCUGGGUGAACAAUUUCGCCAAUGACAGCCUCGGUUUCAUGCUGGCGGACGCCGGCUUCGACGUGUGGCUUGGCAACAGCCGCGGGAACACGUACGGACGCCGCCACAAGACGCUGAAUACUACGGACAAGGCAUUCUGGCAGUUCAGCUGGGACCAGAUGGCGCAAUAGGACCUCCCGGCCGCCAUUGACCGGAUACUAGCUAUCACCGGCGCCAGCAGCCUAUUAUAUGGCGGUCACUCGCAAGGGGGCGCCAUCAUGUACGCGCUCAUGUCACAUGACCCAUCAUACGCCACCAAGGUGAAGCUGUUCGUCGCCCUUGCCGACGAGUCCUAUCAAGUACCUCGCGCCAUUCUCGAAGGGUCUAGGCCCCAUUGGAGAACUACUGACGCACGGGGAGUUGCUACCGCACAGCGAGGUGUACGACUAUCUCGCCAAGAACGUGUGCAAUCAGGCCAUCAUCCCUGUAUUGUUCUGCGAGAACCUGAUGUUUGUCGUCAGUGGCUUCGACGUGGAACAAAUGAACAUAUCCCGUGUGCCAGUCUAUAUGGGCACUCACCCUGCUGGAACUUCGAUCCAGAACCUGCUGCACUUUGCUCAGAUGGUAGAGAACCCCAACUUUCAGAUGUACGAUUAUGGACCAGCAGAGAACAUGAAAAUCUAUCACCAGAAAACCCCGCCUGUGUAUGACAUGAGCAAGAUCAAAGUUCCCAUCGCGAUAUAUCACGGCACAAACGAUUGGCUGGUUGGUCCGACUGACGUCACAAGAUUGAUAGCAGCCACACCCACUCUUGUGUCGAAGAAGUUGAUUAGUGGAUGGGAACAUCUCGACUUCAUUUGAGCAAUGGAAGCGCCGCAGCAAUGCUACUAUGAUGUCAUAGCUUCGU